GCAUCGAGCCAGCUCAUUUUUGCCAGUCACUGCAUACGCAGACCUUAUCUCUUUAUAUAGUUUGAAUUCUUUCUGUCAGUUGAAGCUUCUCGGAAUACUCUCCGAUCAGUCAUGGCGGUCUUAACUUCUGUCGACUUGCCUUUCCCGCCUGCUCUCGUUUUUCUCGGCGUGGCAGUCGUUGCUCUGGCUUGUCGAAUUGUCUAUAAUAUCUAUUUUCAUCCCCUGUCCAAGUUUCCUGGCCCGUGGUACGCAACCUCAACCUCAUUGACGUCGGCUCUGAUUUCGGUGGCGAAGGUCGAGCCCCAGUGGUUGCUGUCUUUGGUUAACAAAUAUGGGACGCACACACCGAUCCGCGUGGCACCACAGAUGUUGUUAAUGCCAAUGCAUGGGGCUUUGGAGGACAUUUACUGGGAUAAGCAUCUCAACCGAAAAGCCAAUUUCUACGGAUCGGGCGCAUUGGGCCCUCCGCAACUCUUCUCCACUUUGGACGGUGAAGAGCACCGAAGACUAAGGGCUGCAUUUGGUGGGCAGCAGUGGACGAUUGGAUCUUUGAAAAAUCAUUCCGAGCCCCUCAUCGAUGAUCUGGUUAAGCUGUUCACAAAGCAAAUGACAGAGUUGGCAACGACUAAGAAGGAAGUGCAACUGGGCGAGUGGCUUGCCUGGUUUGCCGCGGACGUCAUGUCCCGCUUAGCUUUCGGGGAAGCCUUUGGAUUCGUCGAGAGCAGCGGUGAUCAUCUCAAGUUGCUCGAUAGCUGGCGCCAGGGCUUAAGAUUCUUCGGCCUUGCUUCUCGCUGGACAUUUCUGAACCAGUUCGUCUUGAAGCUGCCGUUUGUUAGUAGCCUGUUGCUGCCAAAGUCUGAUGACAAGGGGGGCAUGGGCUGGUUGAUGCAUCAAGCCACUGUCAAGGUGAAUCAGCGCGAACUUGAGGUUGAACGCGGUACCUUUGAAGGCGAGCAAGAUCUUCUACAACAUUGCCUAGAAGCCCGUAUGAAGGGCGGCGAACCAGUUCCCAAAAACCAGAAAAUCGCACAUGUCACGCUUCUCAUUCAAGCUGGCGUCGACACCACAGGCACCGGUCUCGGCAACACGAUGCGGUACCUCCUGACCAACCCCACGGCGCUACGCCGCGCACAGCAGGAAAUCGCCGCCGCCGACGCGGCCGGCAAGCUUUCCACGCCGAUCAAGUACGAAGAAACUCUCGAGCACCUGCCAUACUUCGGUGCUUGCAUCAAGGAAGCACUACGCCUGUCGCCGCCAGUGACAAACUUGUUCGCACGCGUCGUACCGCCAGAGGGCAAGGUUGUGCAGGGACACUACAUCCCUCCAGGCACCGAUGUCACGAGCUACGCGAUGGUUGUACAGCGCGACCCGGAAAUGUAUGAGAGACCACUAAUGUACGACCCGGAGCGGUGGUUGGUAAGCAAAGAGAAAACGCGGCGGAUGGAAGCGGCGAGCUUUGUAUUUGGUACCGGGCCACGGAUCUGUUUGGGAAAGGAGAUCGCACUGAUGGAAAUGCAUAAGGUGUUGCCGGAGAUUAUCCGUCGCUUCGAUUUCGAGCUACUGGAUGAGGGCAAGUUCACAGUGACAGGUGGCACCGGCUGGAACGAGGGUUUCAACGCGCGGCUGAGUCUUAAAAGCUUAGGGGACAUGGACAAGGGCGCCGGGUAGAGGAAAUCUAGCUGGCUAGCUGGCUAGCUGGUUGAAUAAGUCAAGCAGAGACCGCAGAGCAGGUCUCGAGAAUGAAAUAACGGUCGCCUAUCCAGUUAGUUCUGUGCGAUCAAAUUCCCAACUAUUUUCUCU
Aplosporella prunicola CBS 121167 is the source of this 1800-nucleotide messenger RNA. RefSeq lists its product as uncharacterized. The transcript is spliced from 5 exons. Gene Ontology annotation, molecular function: oxidoreductase activity, acting on paired donors, with incorporation or reduction of molecular oxygen; heme binding; monooxygenase activity. The record is from RefSeq and is a predicted model, not a curated record. Bases 112 to 1668 code for a protein of 518 amino acids. NCBI's taxonomy places the organism in Eukaryota, Fungi, Ascomycota, Dothideomycetes, Botryosphaeriales, Aplosporellaceae.